Molecule: messenger RNA, 207 nt
Organism: Radiomyces spectabilis
Lineage: Eukaryota; Fungi; Mucoromycota; Mucoromycetes; Mucorales; Radiomycetaceae
Product: mitotic-spindle organizing gamma-tubulin ring associated-domain-containing protein
Exons: 3
Coding region: 1-207 (68 amino acids)
Biological process (GO): mitotic spindle assembly; microtubule nucleation by interphase microtubule organizing center; gamma-tubulin complex localization
Cellular component (GO): spindle; interphase microtubule organizing center; centrosome
Source: RefSeq, a predicted model, not a curated record
AUGGAUAGAACGCCAUCCACCACGGACAUUAAAGAAACGCUGGAUAUUAUAUACGAGAUGGCCACCAUUCUCGAUACAGGGCUUGAUCGUGACACCUUGGCCCUGUGCGUUUCCUUGUGUGAGAAAGGCGUGAAUCCGGAAGCCUUAGCGACCGUCAUUAAGGAUUUGCGGGAGCAGCAGCAAAAGUUGUCUACGAGCACCAACUGA